CGAGCAAGACCUUUGCAUUCUGCAGUACAAAAUGGUAAUCUCGAGGUAGUUAAAGCUCUUGUUUCACAUGGGUCUGAUAUUAAUGCUGAAUCUUUAGGAGUAGGUAAUCAUAAAGUUGAUGCGAACAUUACAGCAUUACAUCAGGGAACACAAACUGGUAGAUUAGAUAUAGUUAAGGCUCUGCUUGAAGCGGGAGCAAACGUUAAUACAAAAACAGGUGAUAAGAUUACACCUCUACAUUUAGCGUCUCAAAAUGGCUUUUUAGAGUUAGUAGACAUUUUAAUAAAAGCAAAAUCUAAUGUUAAUGCUAAGGAUUAUGAGAAUCUUACACCUCUGCAUUUAGCAGCAGAACGUAAUCACUUUGGAGUAGUUAAGUCUCUUUUUCUAGUAAGGGGAAUUGAUGUUAAUGCUAAAGGCCACGAUAAUUCCACAGCUUUACAUAUAGGAUCUCAGAAUGGUCACUUAGAAGUAGUGAAGCUACUAAUAGAGAAAAAAGCCAAUGUUAAUGCUAAAAAAAACGAAGGUUUUACACCUUUGCAUCUAGCAAUUCAGCAAAGUCAUUUCGAGGUGAGUGAUUUUUUUGGAGCAAACAUUAACAANAAAAUAGUAGAGAGCUUAAUUGCAAAAGGAGCAAAUAUAAAUGCAAAGAUGGAUGAUGGUAGAAGAGCUCUACAUUUGGCCGCAGAGCAUAAUCACUUGGAAAUAAUGAAUUUCUUGGUUAAAAAUGGAGUAGAUGUUAAUGCUCUAGAUAACAGAAGGUGGACUCCUCUACAUUGUGCAACAUAUGAUGGUAAUUUAGAAGUUGCUAAAUCUUUGCUUAAUAAAGGAGCAGACAUUAAUGCUAAAACAGUUAAAAGUACUACACCUCAUGCAGUAGACCAUGAUCAUUUGGAGGUGGUUGAAUUGCUCUUAAAAAAAGGGGCAGAAGUUAAUGCUCUAGAUCACACAAAUUGGACUCCUUUACAUUUUGCAGCAGAAAAAG
Ceratina calcarata is the source of this 982-nucleotide messenger RNA. Its product is annotated as putative ankyrin repeat protein RF_0381. The transcript has a single exon. The annotation marks the transcript as partial. The record is from RefSeq and is a predicted model, not a curated record. Gene Ontology annotation, molecular function: protein binding. NCBI's taxonomy places the organism in Eukaryota, Metazoa, Arthropoda, Insecta, Hymenoptera, Apidae.